GCCAACUGGACAUGAGUGAUGAAACUCAAUUUAUGUUGUUUGUCGAAAGGUCAAAAUCUAAAAUCAUGGUCUUGUUGGGUCUGUUCUGAAAGCGAAACGAGAAGAAACGUAGGAAAUUCCAAACAUCAGAUGAUCUUAUUAUUACCAAAACCAGAAAUAAAAACACACUUUGUUGGAAACACAUUUAUUUUUUGAUCUGAAAAGAUCAGGAUCCCUUUCUUCACGCACCCGCACUCAAAAUCAAUAAUAAUAAUAAUAAUUAUAAAAAACAAAAAUACCUUUCUUUUGUUUUCAUUCAUCUAAUCAUCUAAUUCCAUAAUUGCUCUCUGCAUUGCAUUCUCCAGCUAUCUAUUCCUCUAUUUCGUCGUUUUCUCCUUCCAAUACCUAAAAACGGUGUCGUUUUGAGAGCGUCUGUGUGCGUUUUGAUGAUGUAGAGAGGUUGAUCUGAAAUGCACCCGUACAACCGGCUACCGAGCAGCGGGCAUUCGACGCCGUCACCUCCGUCGUCACCGCUACGGUCGCCGAGGCUCCGGCACGGACGGUCCAAGGCGGGGAAAUUUUCUUCUGGAGGGAAGAGUUUAGCGCAGAGGCUGAGUUGGAUGUUGCUUUCCGUUCUUCUCCGGCGACAGGGAAUAUUCUUGUUCGCUCCUUUAAUUUACAUCUCCGGUAUGCUUCUCUAUAUGGGAACGGCGUCGUUUGAUGUCGUUCCGAUCAUCAAACACCGUCCUGCUCCUGGCUCAAUCUACCGUAGUCCUCAGCUUUAUGCCAACCUUCAACAUGAUAUGGAUUCAGAUAACUCUUCUGCCGAUGCGAUAUCCACAAUAUGGAAGAGUCCAUAUAGAGGUGGUGAGUGGAAACCAUGUGUGAACAGAUCUUCGGAAGGCCUACCUGAAUCAAAUGGAUACAUAUAUGUAGAGGCUAAUGGUGGAUUAAAUCAGCAAAGGACAUCAGUAUGCAAUGCCGUUGCUGUGGCUGGCUAUCUCAAUGCCACCCUUGUGAUCCCCAAUUUCCAUUAUCAUAGCAUAUGGAAAGAUCCUAGCAAAUUCAGGGACAUUUAUGAUGAAGAAUAUUUUAUCGACACCCUGAAAAAUGAUGUACGGGUGGUUGACAAGAUUCCUGAGUACCUGAUGGAAAGAUUUGGCAGCAACAUGACAAAUGUUCACAAUUUCAGGAUCAAGGCAUGGUCAUCCAUUCAGUAUUACAGAGAUGUGGUGCUCCCAAAGUUACUUGAAGAAAAGGUUAUAAGGAUUUCACCUUUUGCAAAUAGAUUGUCCUUUGACGCUCCUCCAGUUGUCCAGCGUCUCAGAUGCUUAGCAAAUUAUGAGGCUUUACGGUUUUCAAGUCCUGUAUUGACAACAGGUGAAUCAUUGGUUGAAAGAAUGAGAGAGCGUAGUGCCAUUAAUGGCGGUAAAUAUGUUUCUGUGCAUCUUCGUUUUGAAGAGGAUAUGGUUGCUUUCUCUUGUUGUGUUUUUGAUGGUGGAAAACAGGAGAGACAAGACAUGAUUGCAGCUAGAGAGAGAGGUUGGAAAGGGAAAUUUACAAAACCCGGACGAGUUAUACGUCCUGGAGCAAUCAGGACCAAUGGGAAGUGUCCCCUCACCCCACUAGAGGUUGGCCUGAUGCUAAGGGGAAUGGGUUUUACAAAAAACACAUCUAUCUUUUUGGCAUCUGGAAUUAUUUAUAAUGCUGAGAAAACGAUGGCUCCACUGCUACAAAUGUUUCCUAAUUUGCAUACGAAAGAGACUCUGGCCUCUGAAGAGGAACUUGCUCCAUUUAAGAAUUAUUCUUCCAGGAUGGCUGCUAUAGAUUACACUGUUUGUCUUCAUAGCGAGGUGUUUGUCACAACUCAGGGGGGUAACUUUCCUCAUUUUCUGCUGGGCCACAGAAGAUACUUGUAUGGUGGACACUCUAAGACAAUUAAGCCUGACAAGCGGAAGUUAGCGCUGCUGUUUGAUAAUCCCAAUAUAGGAUGGAAAAGUUUCAAGCGUCAACUGAUGAGCAUGAGGUCACACAGUGAUUCCAAGGGAGUUGAGCUCAAAAGACCAAAUGACUCUAUAUACAGCUUCCCGUGCCCAGAUUGUAUGUGCCGUGCCAAUAAAACCGAUGAUUCCAAAUCUUCAUCAGCAGCUUGAUCUACUCACAGAAUUUGAUGGGCAUUUCUUUUACCUAUGAUUUUGUGAGCAUGCCUUGCUGCUGACUGCGUUUCUGAUACUGUGAAUGUUUCGUUUCUCCCCCUUUCCAUUUGGUGAGAAGGCAUACACUCCAUUUUUGGAGAUCAAAAGAUUUUGUUGGAGGUCUCAUUGCUGAUUAUAUAUUUGGAUUAAAUUUCAAGGAAGUGACAUCGUUUUUACACAUGAUGCCAAUUCAGAACAGAAUGGAAAAUGUUCCUUUGCAGGAAUCUCUCCCAGAACACUGAGUGAGCUAUGUUUAUACACGAAUUAGCAACUGCUGUAUCGAACGAGUUGUUUAAAGAGUCGGAGGACAAGCUCACAUUCCUUCACAACCUGCCUGUAAAUUACCAGAAGCCUGAUAUUCAUGUGUUAAGGCUCUAGCAAGCAAUAACUCUGUACAUUUACAAAAUUCAGGGUCCUGCCAUACGGUUUUCUUGGUCUGUUUUAGGUUAUUUUCUAUUUUCCUUUGUUCUUGUUACCAAUUUUGUAUUAUGUUUUCUCUCUCACAGAGGGCCCCUUUGCUAGUUAUUAGCCUGUAUCUUAGCACAUUUCUUAUUCUUUACAUUGGCACCCCAUUGUUUUAGCGAUGAUACUAGUGAAUGUAAUUAUUCCACCCAUUCAUAGCCAGCAACUACGAAAGUUUGCUCAACAUUGUUGUGAAGAGACUGUGUAAAUCAUACUCUUAUAUAGAGCAUCUCAGAUAUAUCCACAGGUAAUACGGUUGCUAA
This is a messenger RNA of Cicer arietinum (chickpea), 2899 nucleotides long. RefSeq names its product protein ESMERALDA 1. NCBI's taxonomy places the organism in Eukaryota, Viridiplantae, Streptophyta, Magnoliopsida, Fabales, Fabaceae. The record is from RefSeq and is a predicted model, not a curated record.